Molecule: messenger RNA, 881 nt
Organism: Scaptodrosophila lebanonensis
Lineage: Eukaryota; Metazoa; Arthropoda; Insecta; Diptera; Drosophilidae
Exons: 3
Coding region: 520-870 (116 amino acids)
Source: RefSeq, a predicted model, not a curated record
UAACUUUUCGCAGCUGUCAAUUGUAUAAAUAUACAACAACAGUCGUGUAUUAGUCGCGAAAAACAAAAUACUUAAAAAUAACUACAAAUCCUUCCUGAUGCAAAAUACUUAAAUGCAGAGCCAACUGAACGUGCAACUGUAGACUGUGCUUAUAUAUUAUAAAUGUUUAAUAUUUAACAACUGACUUUUGAGAGUCUAAUUUAUAUACAUACAUAACGACCUAACAUAAAAACCGCGAUCAAAGCAAAAUACAUAUUUACAAAAACGAUAACUAAUUGAUAGCAUUUAAAAGUAAAACUCCGUCAGGUAAACAAAUCGCGAUUGUGUUAACUAAACAAAACUAUUUCUUUGGUUGCUAUUCAUUUUUUGGGAGCCCCCUCAGACUAAGUCGUAAAUGUUGUGGUAACUGUUGUGCUGUAACUUCUUACAUCUGUGUAUUCGUAAUUCUGCGUGCGUUGGCACCUCUUUCCCCCCUCUGUCUCUCUUUGCCCUGCCGCGCCUUCCAAACUCCUCAAGGUGAUGCCAUUUUGCAUCAUGAGCAGCAGCAGCUUAGCAGCUAAGCGUUUAAGCGGCAUCGCUAGUGGCAGUGGCAGUGGCAAGAACGAUAGCCUUAAGAGCCACAGUAGAGUCUGUAAGAUAGCUGAUUGGUUUCCACAACGCGCCGAGGAGAAUAAGCGCAAGAAGCGCGUCGAGCAGCAGCGGCAACAGCAGCGGCAGAGACGCGGUGCCAAGGUCUUUAAAUGUGUUAGUGACUCCACUGGUCAUCUGACACUGGCACCCUCUAGACUCUUCGAGCGCACCCCCAUGAGCCCGUCCGAUAGCCUGGAUGAGAUUGCGCUGCAGAUACCAAGUAACACGUUCGGUCCUUGAAAACGCUCGGC